Messenger RNA from Poecilia latipinna (sailfin molly), 5051 nucleotides. RefSeq names its product membrane-associated guanylate kinase, WW and PDZ domain-containing protein 1-like. Gene Ontology annotation, molecular function: protein binding. Lineage: Eukaryota; Metazoa; Chordata; Actinopteri; Cyprinodontiformes; Poeciliidae. Gene Ontology annotation, biological process: signal transduction. The transcript has 12 exons. Bases 492 to 2894 code for a protein of 800 amino acids. Gene Ontology annotation, cellular component: cytoplasm; cell-cell junction. The record is from RefSeq and is a predicted model, not a curated record.
UGCGGAGUCCAGAGUGAGAGUGAGUCUGAGCAGAGCACACAGGAGGGACGCGCGCCGGAGAAGUUCGCAGUCUGACACGCACGAGAGAACUGCAUUUGGUUUUAAGUUGAUUCAGGAGAGGAAACACGUUAAAGCGUCCCCCCCCCCCUUCCUCUCUAAGGAUUAUAAAAAGAAAAGUGGGACCGAGGAAGAUAUAACAUGACUUCAGCAAAGGAGCACUAAAGUGCGGGGAUGUUUUGAAAAAUGAUGAGAGCGGCGUGAACACUUUAAGGAAUAAGUUCAGAGUGGACCGGUAUGGCUUGACUUGUGAGCCCGAAGGUAGCUGCGGGAGGCGCUGAUGUUUCUGUGGAAGAGAAGGAAAGUUUGCUGCGCUUCUCUCGGAUCUACUUUGUGAAAUUCAUCGCUUACUAGUCUCCUAUCUGAGCGGCAGAGCCCGGGAGUUCGGGGGGGGAACCGCUUCGGUUCGGUGUCGGCUCUGAACAUACAUCACCAUGACCAACCCCGCGCUGAAGAAGAACCACUGGACCUCCAGGGUGAACGAGUGCUCCGUGGGGAAGGACACCCGCGGAGACCUGAACGUGUCUCUGCGCGGCGGCGCGGAGAACGGGGAGUUCGCCUACAUUGGGCAAAUUAACGAGAACCUGGUGUUUUACAGAGAUGGAAAAUUAAACGAGGGGGAGCUGCUGCUGGAGGUGGAGAACCUCUCCAUUUCAGGAUUACCUUUGUACGACGUGCAGACGCUGAUAAAGAACUGCAAAAGUCCCGUGAAGUUGAAAACUGUGAGGCCAGGAACAAAAUUGAAUAAGGACCUGAAGCAUUAUCUAAGCCAGCGCUUCCAAAAGUCAUCACCUGACCACGAACUGCAGCAGACCAUCCGAGAAAACCUGUACCGUCACGCAGUGCCUUGUACUACUCGCUCUCCACGUGAAGGAGAAGUUCCUGGUGUGGAUUACAACUUCCUCUCCGUGGAGGACUUCCUAGUGUUGGAGAAGAGUGGAACCCUCCUGGAAAUUGGAACAUAUGAAGGCAACUAUUAUGGGACGCCCAAGCCACCGGUGCAGCCUCCCAGCGGGAAAGUGAUCAGCGGCAGUAGCGGUGGUGAUGCCCCACUGUCAGACGGGCUCAGCGGUAGCCUGCCAGGCUCGCAGAACUCCACUCCCCGACGAGCCAAGUCCUACAAUGACAUGCGAAAUGCUGGAAUAGGGCUUGCAGAUCAGCAACUGGAGGACGACGAGGACCUCCCUGACAUGAACAGCAGCUUUACAGGAGAAUCCAGUGAAUUGGACGAAAUUCCUCACUCGGCGCGCCCCUACGUCCCUCGCCACAGCGACCCGUCCUACGCUGAGACAACCCCCUCACCAUCGGCCACCACGGAGAGCACACAGCAGACAAACCUUCACCUGAGCCAUCCUCCCCCGGAGGACCCGCUGGGACCUCUGCCUGACAACUGGGAGAUGGCCUACACCGAGACCGGAGAGGUCUACUUUAUAGACCACAACACAAAGACCACCUCUUGGCUAGACCCUCGGUGCCUGGACAAACCUCAGAAACCCCUGGAAGAAUGUGAAGAUGAUGAAGGGGUCCAUACAGAAGAGCUGGACGAUCUAGAACUUCCUCAUGGAUGGGAGAAAAUCGAUGAUCCAGUCUACGGGGUCUACUAUGUUGAUCAUAUCAACAGGAAGACCCAGUACGAAAACCCGCUGCUGGAGGCUAAGAGGCGCAGGCAGCUGGAACAGCAGCCCGCCCAGCAGCCUCAGCCCCAAAGCCAGCAGCCACCUGAAGGUGAGCGCUACAUCCGAGAGUGGAUCGAGGACUCGGCAUUGGCAGGCGCUCCCCUGGCCACCUAUGCCGCCAACCACGAGACGUACAGGGACCCCCAGACGGGUCCACCCGUACCCAACGCCAUGGGACAAAAACGUGGGAAGCCUUUCUUUACUAGGAACCGUUCAGAGCUGAACGGGACCUUCAUCAAUACCAAACUGAAGAAGAGCCGUCGAGGGUUUGGGUUCACCGUUGUUGGAGGGGACGAGCCGGAUGAGUUCUUGCAGAUAAAGAGUUUGGUUCUGGAUGGACCGGCAGCCCUUGAUGGGAAGAUGGAGACAGGGGACGUGAUUGUGAGCGUAAAUGACACCUGCGUGCUGGGCUACACGCACGCCCAAGUGGUGAAGAUCUUUCAGUCCAUCCCGAUCGGCUCCAUGGUCAACUUGGAGCUGUGUCGCGGCUACCCACUGCCUUUCGACCCUGAUGACCCAAACACCAGCUUGGUAACCUCGGUGGCCAUCCUCGAUAACAAAGAUCCCAUCAUCGUCAACGGCCAGGAGGUCACAAGCAGCUACGACUCUCCAUCCAGCCAAGGAAGUCAGAGCACCAACGGCCCAACCAACGGCGGACCGCCUCUCAAUGGCUUCCCCCGACCUCACAGCCCCUCCACCGAGGUGGCCUCCGAUACCUCCUCCCAGCUCGGAUACUCUAGUGACGUGGUAACCCUGGCGUCGUCCAUCGCAACGCAACCAGAACUCAUCACUGUACACAUGGAGAAAGGAGACAAGGGCUUUGGCUUCACUAUCGCGGACAGCCUUGGCGGUGGAGGGCAGCGAGUGAAGCAGAUCGUGGACUACCCUCGCUGCCGUGGCCUUAGGGAGGGGGACAUCAUCAUCGAGGUGAACAAGAGGAAUGUGCAGAGCAUGUCUCACAACCAGGUCGUGGACAUGCUCAGCAAGUUACCGAAAGGCAGCGAGGUCACCAUGCUGCUGCAGAGAGGUGAGCAAAUGCCUGAUCUUUAUUUUUCUUACACAUAUACAUUUGGUCUGUGGAUAAGCUUCCAGGCUGUGUUUAAACUCAUCAGCACAGAUGGAAGUGAGAAAGCCAGAGCUGAGAUCUGUGGCAGGCUCUGAUUUAUGUGCCCAUAUGCUAGAGCGCUCCAAAAAAUAAUGAACCUUUGCCAUGAACGACUGCUCAAUGCUAUUGACGAAAAUAAUAGCCUUCUGCCUUACAGGCUGUUUUCACUCACAGAGCUCCUUUAUCGACACACACAUUUAUUUAUUCAUGCAAACAGACAUUGUUGGGGAAAAAAAAAAAGAUUGGAUUGCGAACAAGGCAAAAUGGAGAGCGCAGUGAUUAUGGUAAGGAGGACAGGAAGGAGUACUAGAGGAAGUUCAAAUAACAUUUGAGGAAAUGAAUGAUCAUGGAGAGGAUGAGGUGCUCAGUGAAUGGCACUGACGAAAAGAUUAUGCAGUGUCUGGCAAAAUUAUUCACAACCCUUGAUUUUUUUUAUUUAUUUUGCUGUCAUAUUAAAACCAUAAAUGACAAUAUUAUUAUAUGUGGAUUUCAUUUUGUGACAAACCAACACACAGUAGGGCUUGGUUGUGAACUUAAGAGAAAAAGAAUACAUUGUUUUCAUUUUUUUUUCCCACCCCCAAGUAAAAACCAGAGGGUGGUUUGCCUGUUUAUUGUUGAGCCAUAAGGUGUAGCUUCUACUCUUUUGGGGUAUUUCUCUGUCAGCUUUGGAUGGCUAGAGACAUUCCUCUUCAUAAGAUAUUUCAACUUCAGCCACGUUGGACAAAAUAUGUCUGUGAAGAGCAAUUUUGGAGUCUUGCUACAGAUUCUCAAUUUCAUUUAAGUUUAGGUUUUGACUGGGCCAUUCUACCACAUGAUCUCAACAACCCAAAUGGCCAUAAAUACAGCUAUUUAUGGCAUACUGGAGUUCUGAUUGUCAAUACCAGACUGCCAACUACAGCCUGCACAUCUUUUCCUACCACUUCACUUUUGUGUAUUACCUUGCGUUGGUCUGUUUUAAAAUAAAAAGACAAUAAAAUACAAAGUUUGUAUCAGUGUAGCAAAAUGUGAAAAAGCUUAAGAGGUCUGGAUUCUUCUGCAACGCAGUGUGGCUGACCUGAAAUGGAAACGGCAACGUUAGAAGAAGGAGGGUUUGAAGUGUAAAGAGGGGGGGGAAAAAAAGACCUAAAGCGCUGUGGUGUUUCAGGUCAAAGAGCCUGAAUAUCCUCUCCUGUUGUUCUUACUCUCUCACACCAACCUUAUCUGUCUCCACAGAUGCCCUCUACUUCAUCCCUCUCCGCUUUGUUUGCCAGUUGACAACCUGUCUAGUUUAUUUUGAGCUCUCUCUGUGCCCAUGUUAGAGCAAAUGGCUUUAAAGAUGCAGCCAAUUGGGUUAGGGUUUUCUUUUUUCUCUUUCUUUCUUUUCUCUACACCUACCAGGCUUCACUUUGAGCUGAAGUCUGUGGCAUUUUGCCCUUAACAUAAAUUUUCCAAGUUCUUGAGCCGGUGUCAGUUCUUUGCAAACAAUACAGCAGCAUGUGAAGGAUUCUGCUCAAGUUGCACCACUCACGGCUUUUGUUACGGCCACUGAUUGACAAUCAUUGUUGUGCCGGAACACCAAAUGGGAACAAAGCAGCAGUGAACAAAGGAUAAAAGUGCAAUAACCGAAUUUCAGCAUUUCCCAUCUGGUCCCUCUCAGACAUACCGGUCAGUAAUACCAGUAUUGGUACCAUUUUCUAGGUCAGAUUGUCCCCAACUUGCAUUUUAGCCUAUUCAUUGAAGGAAGAAAACAGUUGUUUUUUUUCUGUGUGCGCAUGCAUGGGUAAUUUACAACCUCUGCAAGGUGAUGUAGGUAAAACUGUCUGAGAAAAUUCAUCAAGUGAAUAGCAACCACAAAUGAUAUCUCACUAUAAACCUAUGCCUUUGUGUUACUCUCUCAAUGUUAUACCUGUAUCUACAUAAAAUCAUCCAUUCAGUCACUUGCUCAUUGUCUAGCCUCUUGAUAUGUGGCCAAGAAGAGAAAAAACAACAAUACAAGUCCUCUUCUCCUUGCAUUUGUUAAUGAGCAUCAUGCCCUCAUCAUAAUGCACACAAGCCCAUAAAAUAGUACAAUCUCGCCUUGUUAAGGGAUUUAAACUGUGCCUGUAAAACUGGUUGGACCUUAGUUUUUGCUGGAACUGUCCUUUAUGGACACAAACUGACUUUAGCUGAGAAAUAUCAGAGUUUAAAAUGAAUAUGGACAAAUGACAAAAAAAAAAAAAAAAUGGACCGGCGAU